AUGGCUACCAUAGUAAUGCAAAAAGAUCUUGUUAUUACUCUCAAAAGGGAAACAAUACUAAAUGUGGGAAUUCUAAGCAAGCUUCAGCCGAUGCUACCAGAGUUAUCGAGGUUGAUAUUUAAGGAAAAUGCUCUUGAUAAACCUACACAGAACUUAUUUAAUCAGUUAUCCCAUUAUUUGGUGUCAAUAAUCGAUCCUCAAGUAUACGCAUCACUAACAUGGCCUUUGUAUGAUACUAAAGCGGAAAGGACCUAUAGAAAUGAAUUUUCUGUAUUCAUAAGCGAUUAUAGUUCGAAAGGUCUGCUUACUCCAGUCAUGUCUUCAUAUUUAGUUAACGCGGGAUGCUUUAAAGUGACUGUUCUAAUGUUCCAACUCUCACAAUUGGCGGUAAAUCGGAUGCUUCAAACAAAAAUGGUUAAAGAAAAUAAAAAAUUGCUAUACAUUAACAUGACAGAUAAAUAUAAAGCCCAUGAAAAAGAUGGCUUUUUGGAAUGUAUAGAAAAAGAGACAAGUAUUAUGUUAAGUAAGUUCUCCAAUUAUCUGAACAAACGGCAUAUUAUGGAGAAUAUAGCAGAUUUGUUUCGAAAGAAAAUUACAGUAAUGGAUAAUAAAUUAUCGCAACUUCAAGCUCAAAGUUUUAUUAAUAAUUUGGUGGACGAUUUUCUAAGUAAAAAUGAUUUAGAUGACGCAAGUAGAGAACAAAUAUUGAAAAUUAAAAAUGUUAAUGAACAAUCACCAUUCUUUGAUGACUGGCUACAAUAUGUCGAUCAACAAAGUGACGGUUUGGAUAAAAAAUGGACAGAAAAAAUAUCACCGUUGUUAAACAAAUGUAAUGUAGUUCAUGAUUUAACAGAAGCUGUAAUCAAUAGACACACAGGGCAAGUGGAAAGAAGUUCGUACACUCUUGAAUAUGAUCCAAAAGUCGAUCAAAUAUGUACAAAAGAACUACAAAGUCAUGUUAAUACACAACAAACAUAUAUACUUAAAAAUAUAGAGAAAUCGGGAUGUUUGAACUUCCCGAACCUAAUCCGAGCAUUUGUUAUAUCUAUCUGUUAUAUGUUAAAAAAUAAUGAGAUCGGUAAUGAAGUAUAUAAGUUUAACCAGUAUUUAGAUGGAGCCAACCAUAAUUUCGGUGAAAUGGUAUCAGCUCUAAAGAUAUUAAUUGAAAGGGUCUUGAAUGCCGAAGAAAAAUUACAGACAUCAUCAGUGGAAUACAGAUCAGUUUCAUUAAGACAAUAUUCGGAGAUUCCAUUAUUGCCGGAUUUAUCAGAAUUGAAAAUAAGCCGAGAUCAAUAUCAUACAGUUUAUGAUACAUUCACACCACUUAAUUUAACUCGACGUCAAUUUAAUCUGCGAAGACAGAAUAGUGGGACAUUUGCAAAGCCCCAAUCCCGAUCUUUAAUACAGCCAUUCUAUCAAUUACCGAAGGAUGAGUUCCUAAAAAGCUUGAAAACGUGCCGGAAACAUAAUGAUAACUUGAAUAUAAGUCAGAAUAUUAACAAUAUCUCGAUGAUAUCUAAUAUUAACAAAGUUAAUGAAACCAUAGCUGAAUGUUCAUCUGGAUUCACAAAACAACAGAUAUUGAGAUUGCUAUCCACAAAGAAAUCUAGUAGCUCCAAGAAGUUUAAAUAUAAAACCGAUCAUACGAACAUUAAAAUAAAAAGAAAUGGUGCCCUUUUCAAUGAUUCUAUUACUUCAAAUGAGAGUAACGGUUUGUUUCGGAGCUAUUCAUCACCUAAUCUAUUUGAAAACAAAGAAAGGAGGUCGUUUAAUAAAAUAAAAGGCAAGAAAUUAUCUAUCAUGAAAGAAGAUAGUCCUUCACAGUUAGAAGUUUCCGGCAUUACUUGUAUCGAUCAAGACAGCAAUUAUAAUUCACCUCAUGGGCUCGGUAAUGCUGAAAGUUCAAGAAAUUUAGAUUCAACGAACAUACCAACAAUCACUGUUACCAAUGAUAGUGAAAAAAUUAUCAAUAAAGUAAAUAACAUACAGAUUUUAACCGAUUUAGAAAUGGAUAGUACUGUUUCACCGAUCUUAGAAGUGCCAAGGAGUGAUAUAACUCCAAAACCAAAUACAUCCGUUAUAAGGAAAACUAGUUCGUUGGAAAAAAUAAUUAACCGUUUUAAGAAAGUUAGGGCGAGUGUUAUACCUGAACGUGAAAUUACAGACAUAAAAACGAUUGAAGAAGAAAAUUUUAAUGGAAACUUCGAAAUGUACACAGCAAAUAGAAACUUAUUGCCGGAUUUACUGAGUCCGAGUUGCAGCGUUUGGAAGAAUGUUAAUAGUAACUGUUUGGAUGAAUUCUGUAUGGAUUUGGAUGAAGUUGAAACUCGGAAACCCAGGGAAAGUUUGGGGACAGCGCUGGGUGUAGACCAGACUUUCCUAGAUCAAUUCGAUUUAAUAGACUGA
Messenger RNA from Danaus chrysippus (African queen), 2406 nucleotides. The record is from the annotation of a GenBank genome assembly. NCBI's taxonomy places the organism in Eukaryota, Metazoa, Arthropoda, Insecta, Lepidoptera, Nymphalidae.